Lontra canadensis (Northern American river otter) is the source of this 3589-nucleotide messenger RNA. RefSeq names its product trem-like transcript 4 protein. Gene Ontology annotation, molecular function: signaling receptor activity. The record is from RefSeq and is a predicted model, not a curated record. Gene Ontology annotation, cellular component: cell surface. The coding region runs from base 234 to 1385 and encodes 383 amino acids. Lineage: Eukaryota; Metazoa; Chordata; Mammalia; Carnivora; Mustelidae. The transcript has 7 exons.
UCUGAGACUGGACCCAGCCCACAUGUAGCACCUGCAGCACAAGGCUCCUGCUUACAGGCCAAGACCUCCCCUCCUCCCAGGCCUCCCGCUGCCCCCUGGAGGACUUGGCCUCCCUCAGCUCUUCUUCCUGGACAAGUGAGAGUGGCUAGGCCAAAUCCCCACCCCUGCGCCCCAGCUCCAGCUCCCUCUCCUCAGGGCCUCCCUGCUCCCACCCCAGCUCAAGAAGAGGGCCCAUGGCCUGGGACGCCACAUGCCCGCUGCCGCCUGUCCUGCUGGUGCUCCUGGCCUCAGGCUCGUGGGGACAGAAGCUAGAGUUGCUGCAUCACCUGGAAGGGGAGUCCUUCUCUGUGAAGUGCCCGUACCAGCCCCAGAGAGGCUCAGGAGCCGUGAAAUUCUGGUGCAGGUGGGACUUACCACGUACCUGUACCCGGUUAGCCACCUCGCCCCAGCUCCAGGGGAAGCCUCGAAACUCCAUUGAGGAUAACGUCAGAUGGGGCUACUUCAUCGUCACCAUGACCGAGCUCAGGGUUGAAGACUCUGGAUCUUAUUCAUGUGGAACCUACAAAUCCUCCAGGAUAUUUUUUCACAGAAACAUCCAUCUGGUGGUAUCUCGGGGGCUUGAAUGGCAUCUUCCCAGACCAGCUGCCAAGCCUGCUCAUCCAUCUGGUGAGCUGGGCACCCAGAGGACCCUGGUCAGCUGCUUGGUCAAUCACCAACCACCCAAGCCAUGGCUCACUGUCCACUCUAUGUACGGCAGGGGCUGCACCCUGGAAGGGAAAUCAAACACCUUGAGACUCUAUCCUGUGCUGGUGGAGCCCACAGCAUCCCCUGCUGAACCCUGCACCCAAGGCCGACACAGAAGUGAAGGGUUAAGUUGGAGCACCAGUGGGACCACAGCCUGGACCUCUGCCACCAGCCCUGUCACUGACAGCCCUCAGGGCAACUGGCAGCUCAUCGUUCCCAGCUCUACGUUGGGUGUCCUGCUGGUGCUGGUGCUCAUCCUCCUCGUGAUCCUGUCCUUCAGGAAAGCCCGCAGAAGCGCCGCAAAAGGUGAGGACAAAUCCCACCACAUCUAUAACAACAUCUCAGUCCAGAAGGAACAGAGCACUGGGCAUAGGAAGGACCUCUCACCAGGGCAGAGGCGAUCUCAACUUUCCUGGGGCUCCGAUCAACAGAAGGGCUCUGAUGAGGACACUGGGGCCAUCUGCUAUGCCUCACUUAUCCACCUGAAUCAAUUCGGCCCUGAGGACUCCAUCUACGUCAACACUCAGCCCAAACUGAAACCCAUGCCUGAUCCCCUUCUGACUGUAGAAUAUGCCUGCAUCCCUGGAACCAGACCCCAGCCCACCAAGUCAACUGCCCCGGAUAGGGAGCUCAAGAGCUAAGGAUAGACUUCACUGAGCAGUGAGCACUUAGCAAAUACUUGUGAGGCAUAGGGCUGCUCUGCCAGUGAUGGGCGGGGGGAGGACUUCAGCAUGGCAAAGAUGGUCCCAAACCAGCAAAAGAUCAUUGCUUCCUACAAGGGCAAUGAGGAGGAAGGAGGAAAGGAAAGUCGUUAUCAUUCAGAGGGGAGAAGCUUUGAGUGUGAAGGCUGUGAUGGGUAGGCUCUGGGACCUAUAGAAGGGGUCUCUAGACAACUGCUUGUUCCCCUCCCCAGGGUCUGGGAGGAGGGAUACUGGAGUAGAGUCCAGUUAAAUAGGAUCUGGACACCAGUGCUCCAAGUCACCCAAUCUUCACACUCUGUGACCCUCACUUCCUUCCUGACCAGGGUUUAUGAAAUCCUGACAUGCUGUGCAAGUUCCUCUUUGGUGAUCUCCUCAUGACAGCCCCUGCCCAACUCUCUCUGAGGGUCACUAAGUUCUAUCUCUCCAUCCCAGCUCCUCCUCUCCUUCCUGACCUUCUGAUUUUGAUUCUCACAAAUGAUCCUGACAGGACGGGCAGUGUCUGCUGCUCAGCGGUCUUCCUUAACCCUUGGCCUUGCCAGUCAAGGUGGGGCAUGGGAAUUUCCUUCCCCGUGGUGGCCCCUGCAGCUCCACCAGAACUGAUCUGGGUUCCUCUGCCUUCCACAGAAGCUAUCAUGUAUUCUACUAGCUGCACCUCAAGGACAGCAGGCUGAGGGUUACCUCCUGUUUUGCCCUAGUGCCCUUGCACAGGGCUAUUAUGGGGACAGAGCCCCCUUCUUUAUUAGGCACUCCCAAGGAGUGACUCUGAACUGUGGGAACUCCAGGUCAUGGGGGCAGAGGGUGGGGUCCUACCACGUCAUGGAAAAGAUUGCUUGACUGCUGAUACAUCACUUCUCAAGGAUAACAUUUAAAGAUCAUCGAAUCUAACUGCCAGUGAGUCCAACUGCAAAAUCCCAGUGAGUCAUGCAGUAUCUGCCUCAAUCUCUCCAAGGACAGGGAAUUUACCACCUCUUGCUCAAGCAGCUUGUUUGUGAAUGUUUUUUUGUCUUUCAGCUUGCCCUCAAUUACAGUGAAAGGUCAGCUUGCCUACAGGAUGGGACCUGAGGGUCAGGCUGCUUCAUGGCCAGAAAGGUAGAGGGGUUGGAGAGGUGAAGAGUGGGGGGCGGUCUGAGGUUUGGCAGGCUGGGUGCAAGGGAAAGGUCUUCCUCAGGGAGGAAGGCAAGCUAAGCACUUGUCACUUGGGACAUUCCAGGCUCCCUGUGCCGAGGAUGUUGUUCUAUCCUCAGUCUGUGGUUGCAUGAGGACACUCAGGAACAACCCCAAGUUGAAGGAGGUGGAGAGCAGGAUGCUCUGAGCAUCACUUUAGCCCUCCAGGUCUCUGCUCUGCCCUUCCAACUCCUUACAUCUGACUCCUAGAGACUGGGCAACUACUGCACCCUGACCUCCCACCCUACCUAGCCUUUCUCUGAGAAGGUCAUUGGCACUGACCUGUGGACUUAUUUGACCUCUGGUCCUCCAUGGUUCUAGGCUCCUAACAGUGCCUCUUGGUCUGUAUUUUAGUCUACACUCCCACUGAGGGAGCCCGUAUUCACCAUGGUCUUCUCAACUCAGGUUUCCUGGCUACAGCACUAUGAGCCAUCCCAGGGGUCAGGUUCCUCAUGAGCUGUCCAAACCCAAAGGAUUUACUCAGACUAGAGCACCCGGAGUUAUAGUCAUUACACAGUCCUUGUAGGGAUCUGCUGACUGCUAGCCACUGCUCAGGGUUGGGGACACAAUGAUUAAGGCUAGUAAGCCAACAACUAUGGAGUGUUUCUUAUAGGCCACAUUCCUCUACAUACAUUAAUGGCUCAAACAUCCUGGAAGGAAGGUACUCUCCUAUCAUUUUAAAGAUGGGGGAAAUUGAGGUGCAGACAGGUUAACUUUUUCCCAAAGUCUUGACUCUUGAAAGGGGUUCAGUAGUUGUUCCCCAAAUUAUUUCCUCCUGAGAACAUAGCUAGAUGAUUACAGUCCAGCCUUUCUUGCAGUUAGAGGUAGUCAAGUGACUGGGCUCUGGAAGUUACUGUUUGCCCCCUCCAGGCCUGGCCCAUAAAACCUUUUAUGCAAUCAUCAGUGUUUUCUCCUUCCUCUCAUUUGUCACCCAGAUGGCAUGGUGAAAUAAAAGUUCUUAAUGUAAAUUCUAAUCCUAA